AUGUCUGCGCCAUCUAACAAACCGAUCUCGAUGGCACCGUCCUCAACGCCGCCUGCUGCGGCAACAGCGUCUGCUAUUCUCGAAAAGACCAAUCCGGGCGUGCGCCGCUCUACCCCAGACUCAGAAGCACUAGCUUCAUCAGAUGACGACGGAGAUCAUGCCGCACAUUCAAAUAACAUCAUCCCUCCGUCGAAUAAACCAUCGGUUCGUCGCACGUCGUGGCUGAAUGAGGUGCCACUUUCAGCGCAGCGCAAGCACUCCCUACCCGGCGGUCAUCUGGCCUCAGCGCCAUCCAACCCAACGAGCCCAUCCACUGACCAGGCACCUUGGGCAACAACCACAAGUCCGAACAUGGCCGGGUCUUUCAAUUGGAACCAGGCAGGGGGAAGCACAUUUCCCUGGGGCACGGGAGCUGGCAUAUGGAACCCUGAAUCACGCAAAGAACCUCCUCCCCGCUUGUCCGAAAUGAUACCCUCUCCAACGAUGAUCAACCCACCUCUGGCAGGCGGCAUGCAGGAUGAAAUGCUGAGCCCGAUCACUCGCACUAUCUCCGGUGAAUCUGCCAUCCCAUUCUCUAUCCCGCUACACCCAACCCCGAAGACCUAUCGAUCCCAGUCAUAUUCAGUGGGACAAAUGGACCCUGAAUUUCUCGGAUUAGGCGCCGGCAAGCCUGGCGCUGGCCCACCAUACCCAGGUGGUCGCCCUCGAGGCCCAGGCCAGAUUUCAGCUGUCCAGCCUCGAGCUUCACGUCCCAGCAUGCUAGGAGAUCUAGGACAUGAUCCCGCUAUGCUCGGUCGAGUCAGAGAAGAUGACGACGGCAAUGACAGCCUCAACGGCUCAGAAACGGAUAUGAACUACUCGGCGAGUCAGGCACGUCAGCAAAUUGAGCAGCUCGCGCGUGAGAAUGCCAUCCUCAGACAAGCCGCCGCGGCAGGUCAAAUGGAUAACAGAUAUCGUGAGCGAGCUGGCUCUGCUGCGUCCAUCGGCGCAGGUGUUCACCAUGCCUUGCACCAUCGUAUUCGAGGAGGUGUGCCAGAAGAAGACCUGGGAGGCACUAAAGAUAUUGGAGAACUGCGCGAUAUUGCAGGAUACCACGGUAUCCGUGGAAUGUCUAACCGUCGCUUCUCGGAGCAGUCGGCAAACCCAGAAGGUUUCGGUUCAUUCGCUCCCCAGCUCGAAAACCGUGCACUGGACAAUGUGCGCAAGGCUCAUUGGCAGACUUCUCUUGGUUUCGGUGGUAUGCCCGACAUGCCUCAGAGUCGCAGACACUCCUUUGCCGAUAUCCCUAUGCGCCAUGGAUCGAUCGGUUCAGUGGAUCCCCUUGCAGCUGUUACUCCCCGCGCAAACGAUGGGGAUCGCGAUGACGUCUACGGUAACAUUAACGAUUAUGCUGGCCGUGAGUUGAUUUGCCCUUCAACACGACCUACAUCGAAUGCUAAUAUUUUUCUUCUAGAAUCUUACUAUCCUCGUGAACAGACUUUGCGUGGAGAUGGCUCUUCCGGAAUUCCAUCAUCCCUCAGUCAGUAUGCAAUGUCAAGUGGUUAUGGCCGUCCUUCAUCUACCCUUGUACACGCCCAUCAGAACCAGCUGCUGUAUAUUGUUGCCUUCAAAUGCAGCCGCGCAGACGUCUUUUACAUCCAAGAAGAUACUGGUCUCCAGGUGAAGCAAGGUGAUCUGGUUAUUGUCGAGGCUGAUCGUGGUACUGAUCUCGGUACCGUCAUUCAUUCCAACAUAUCACUCCAGCAGGCCCGUGAGCUGAAGCAGCACUACGCCGAAGAACAUUAUAAGACCUUGAUGAUGUAUUCUAGACAUGGUCAGCUCGAGGGGUCAGGAUUGACCAACCCGAAUGCGGGCUUGAACACCCGCAGCGCCACCGGCGGCAUGGGCCCCCAUGGUCCGCACGGGGUGCAGGAGCAGAGCUCGGAAAUCAAGCCGAAGCUCAUCAAGCGCUUGGCGCAGAAGCAUGAGGUUAUGACUUUGCAUGACAAAGAAGGCAAUGAAGCCAAAGCCAAGCGCGUGUGUCAACAAAAAGUUGUCGAGCACCGAUUGAAUAUGGAGAUUCUGGAUGCGGAGUUCCAGAUGGAUUGGAAGAAGCUUACGUUCUACUACUUUGCGGAUUCAUAUAUCAACUUUAACUCCCUGGUGACCGACUUAUUCAAGAUUUACAAGACUCGCAUCUGGAUGUCCGCCAUCAAUCCAGCCUCAUUCGUGACCCCUCCCAACCCCGGUCUUCCCGGCCCUGGUGCCAUUACGAACCCCCUCUAUGGUGUGGAUACGGAGCGCCGUCACCACGAGGCCAGAUCCUACGGCGGCUCGCGUGAUGCCAUAGACACAGGACGUGAUGUUCCCGCCGGCAUGCUUCGCACAGCCUAUGGUGACACCUACCGGACGUUCCCCCCACCUCAGCAGACCGAUGUGUCCCACUCCGACAUUUUCGGUAGCCCGGGUACCGCUAACUUCGCCCCGGCCGAGUCCAUCGAUUACCCUACCAGCAUUGGCUCAACCGGCUCCGGUGCUGCCCGCAUGCACCAAGCCCAAGGCGAAUGGCUAACCCGCUUCCCGGGCCUCUCGCUCAACUCCUAA
Molecule: messenger RNA, 2583 nt
Organism: Penicillium salamii
Lineage: Eukaryota; Fungi; Ascomycota; Eurotiomycetes; Eurotiales; Aspergillaceae
Source: the annotation of a GenBank genome assembly